AUGGAUCUCUGUCCAGCACAACUGCAAUUCCAGGAGAACAGACUGAUUUCAGAGUGUACUCCCCUUCAGCAAUGUGGGUAUUCCGAUUCUGAAGGCUACAGCAGCCUUUCACCAGCAUCCUCCAUUGACUCCUUUAGCUUCUCUCCUCCAUAUCAGUCCUGUGCCUUCUCCGAAGAUCCUUGCAGCAGUUUCCAAAAAGGCCUGUCUCUGCCAGAAAACCUGCAAACUAAAGAGAAACAACUACCAACCAAGAAGAGCCACAGGUUGAGAAACAGGACUUUGUCCACCCAAAGGCAGAGUGCCAGCGAGAGGGAAAAGAUGAGGAUGAGAAAUCUGUCUACGGCUCUCCAGCACCUAAGACGAUACCUGCCACCUGCAGUGGCCCCAGUUGGCAAGAGCUUGACAAAAAUUGAGACAUUGCGCCUGACCAUUCGCUACAUUUCACAUCUCUCUGAUGUCCUUGGCUUGGACGAUGAGACUUUGGAAAAAAGAAGGGAAGAAAGGCUCAGAAGAUCCAGAUGCCCAGUUGGCCUGAACUGCUGUCAAGGCGAAAUGCAUGAACUCUGCUCAAUGACUAGUGCAGUGGAGCUACAGAUCCUCCCUCAUUGCAUCACUUCUUCAAGAAUGUGCCCAACGAGAGAGGAAGGCAUGGACACAAACUACUUCUUACCAGCCAUACCCUCUCCUCAUUUCACAGAUCAUGGACUUCCUGAAGAGUUAGAAAGCUUCUCGCCAUGUGCAUUGAGCUCCAUUCCAGUCCAUACGUCUACAGUGGCAGACCUGAAAGAAGGCAUGUCUUCAAACCCUCCAAUUUCUCCCGACCUGGGAUUUUGUCAGGUAUGUAGCAACCAUUAUUUACCUGAAACCAAAUCACAAAACUGGUGUUCUAGUACUGUAUAG
Messenger RNA from Staurois parvus, 900 nucleotides. Lineage: Eukaryota; Metazoa; Chordata; Amphibia; Anura; Ranidae. The record is from the annotation of a GenBank genome assembly.